AAACCUAAAUUUUCAUGAACUUGAGGGAGCAAACUGUUAAGCGGCUGCGUCUCCGCUGCCUAUUUUAGUUAAUAACUACGACCAUGAGAUUGAAGCAGACAGAAACUGCGACAACUACUGUUCCUUGCUUUUACAGCAACUUCUCUCUCUUUCUCGUCUCUUAUUUCCACCUAUGGCAACAAACACGACCCGCUUCUAUCUUCUCUGCAUUUUCUUCAUCUCGGUUUCCGCGAGUGUUCAAAAUAAAGUUACGGACAACCCUGCUGACGAGCUUGUUGCCGCAAUUAAUGCUAAUCGGACUGCAAGUAAAUCGUCAGGCUUGUACAGCAACCCAGGCCUGGCAUGUAUUGCUCUCCAGUACAUAAAGGCGUUCCAGGGCGAUUGCAGCGUUGUGGGUGGGCCGAAAGCCAAGAGACCUGCUGAUUCCGAGUUUGCUGAAACAUUUGCGCCCAACUGUGGUGUAGAGGUCUCCACCCUUGCUCCAAUCACGGGCCGUCUACUUGGAUGCCAGUCCAAGUACGUGAAGCCAUCAGAAGCAUUUUCAGAGAUUCUGAUGAAAAACGAAAAGAGCCUAGAAAUAGUCCAUAGCAAGAAUCAUUCGGAGAUGGGUGCUGCUGUGAGUGGCUCAGAUGGUGGUGCUCCGUAUUUCUGGUGUGUGCUGUUUAGUAGUGGGAAAUCAAACAGCAGCUUCGUCCCGGAAGGAGGCGCUGCCAAGAUAACCCGGCCUGGAUGCUUCAGCGGUGCUAAUGAUGCUUGUAGUGGUGCUGUUGCUUUGUCCAGAAACCUUAGUCUUAGGCCUAUUGCAGUGGCUGGUUUGAUUGCAUUGGCUUAUUAUGCAUUCAGAGUUUGAUUUUGGUUUGUAAUGGACUGUGCAUUGGCUUGUUAAGUAAGCCGCUUUUGGUAUACUAUACUUGUGGGAACAGCUUGCUUGAUUUCAAAAUCUUGGAUUGGAUACA
This is a messenger RNA of Sesamum indicum (sesame), 956 nucleotides long. RefSeq lists its product as uncharacterized. The record is from RefSeq and is a predicted model, not a curated record. Lineage: Eukaryota; Viridiplantae; Streptophyta; Magnoliopsida; Lamiales; Pedaliaceae.